Messenger RNA from Leptosia nina, 2772 nucleotides. The record is from the annotation of a GenBank genome assembly. NCBI's taxonomy places the organism in Eukaryota, Metazoa, Arthropoda, Insecta, Lepidoptera, Pieridae.
AUGACGGAGCGUCGGAUACAACUCCAUUUGGGUAAAUGUAUAGAAGAUUUGGAUAAAUUGUACAAUGUACCCGAUUUAAAAUCCAAAAGAGCCACUUUGUUAUGCAAGACAGCUCAAAAAUUGUUUGAAAAUGCGGAAGACGCACGAGCGAAGGGCGACGAAGAGUAUUCCUAUGUAUGUUAUAUGAAGUACCUUCAAGUUAUUGCUUUUAUAAGCAAAGGUAAAGAGUACAUGAAGGACAAAAACUACUUUAACAAUAUGCUCGGUCCAAAGAAUGCAAAAAAAGCUAUAGAUGCAGCUGAAAAGUUAAAAAUUAGCUUGAUUGAGCGAUAUGCUAAGGAGCAGAAAGUUAAACAUUUGAUGGAUAUACAAGAAAAUGAAUUGAUUAAACAAAAAAUUGAUGAAAAUCGCAAGAAAGCUAUGGACACUUUAAAUUUGGAACAACCAAUAUUAGGAUUACCUGGUCCCGAUGAGGUGACUAUCAAAAGUGAUCAGUUGUACUCAAUACUUAAGAAUGGAAAACUUAAAGUAAUGAUAUUGGACGCCAGACCAGGUAAAGACUAUAUCGACUCCCAUAUCAACAACCCCGCAUGCAUCAGUGUGCCAGAAGAAUGUAUUUCUCCAGGCCAAUCUGCAAAUGUCCUUGAACAGAAUCUACCUGCAGCAUCUCAACCUGUUUGGGCACAGCGAGCAAGCUCAGAGUUAAUAGUAAUGUUGGAUUGGAAUAGCACCACUGUCAUACCGGGCAAACCUUUACAUCUUCUGAAGACUAUACUCCUAAAGUGGGAUAUAAAAGUUCAUUAUUCAAGACAGCCAGUGGCCCUAUGGGGUGGUUAUGAGGAUUGGCUGCUCAAGUAUCCUACUUUUACCACUAACCCACAUGCAGUGCCGCCAUCUCAGGACAUUAUGCUUGACGAUAUGCUUAGUGAAAUAGAUUACCCGAAUUGGUCAGAUUUAAACCCAACGCCAGCUGUGAGUCGUCCUAAGCCUAACGAGCCCGUGGUAGAUCGCGCCAGUAAGUCGGCGGCCGUCGAAUUAUACGCUGAGAGGGCGCGGAAUAUGCAGCAAAUUCUAGAGCAGCAGGAGCUUAUUGCUGACACCUCGCUCACCUUGGAGAUGCAGCGUAUAGAAGCCGAACAGGACUGGGAGAAGAUCCGUCAGCAGCGAGAAGUGGAGCACCGUGACGAGCUGCGUUCGAUGUACCAGUUGCGCGAACACGAGAUUAUCUCGCAGCUUAUGCAGCUCGAGAACAAGCAGUUCGACAUGGAACAAGAGAACCAGUCCCUUCGCGAGAAGCUGGAGGAAUAUCAAAGGAGGGAGAGAGAGGAGGCGGCGAAGUUGGCGGAGAGCAUAGCCAAGUCGCAACUAGCGCCAUCUGUGGACACGGAGGCGAUAGCGGCGGCUCGCGAGCGCGAAGCGGCCGCUCGAGAGGUGGAGGUGAAGCGAGCCCGCAUCGCGGCCGUCACGGCUCAGAGAGACUCCCUGGACCGACAGCGCGAGGCGCUCGAGAACGAGAGGAAGCGGAAGUUAGCCGAGGCGAGGGAGAAACAAAAGCCUCCCUAUAGAGUACGAGAAGAAGACACAGAAUCGUUCGGCUCGCAGACGGAGAGCGCAAACGCGGGGCUUAACCGCUCGCAGUCCUCGCCAAAUAUUGCAAAGCUGUCGUCGGACGAAGAGGAGCCUGUAGCGCCGAGCUUCGAUCGCAACACGAAGCCGACUAAAGUGGCGCCAUCUAGUGAACUGCGCCAGAGGGACUUCCAACCUGUGUGGGCUGAUGUGGGUCGGGGGCUGACGGGCCUCAAGAACCUGGGCAACACGUGCUACAUGAACUCCAUCAUACAGUGCCUCAACAACACGGCGAUCCUCGUGACGUACUUCUGCAACGGGCAGUACCUCGAGCAUGUCAAUAGAUCUCACAGCACCCGCGGGGCGAUAGCGGAGGAGUUGGCCGCCGUAGUGCGAGCCCUUUGGUCCGGACAAUACAGAUUUAUCGCUACCAAGGACCUGAGGAACGAGGUCGGCAAACACCAGCGCACGUUCCGCGGUAGCGAGCAGCAAGAUUCGCACGAGUUUCUGACUAUUCUGAUGGAUUGGUUGCAUCUCGAUCUCCAGUUCCCCAUCAAACCACCGUUGAAGGAAAACUUGGGAGCAUCGGAACAGGCGUGGCACGAAUACACCAAGGCGAAGGAAAGUCUCGUGCUGCGCCUGUUCUACGGCCAGAUAAAGUCGACGGUGCGCUGCUGCGUGUGCAGCACGCACAGCGACACGUACGACUCCUUCUCCAACCUGUCGCUGGAGCUGCCUCCCCACGCGGCCCGCUGCUCGCUCAGCGACUGCCUGAAGCUCUACUUGAACGGCGAAACCAUACGCGGCUGGAAUUGCCCCAAGUGCAAAGAGAAACGCGACGCCGUCAAGAAGCUAGACAUCUCGCGGCUGCCGCCCGUCCUCGUCGUGCACUUCAAGCGCUUCUACUUGGACCCCAAGGAGUACUGCAACGCGUACCGGAAGAGGCAGACCUACAUAGACUUUCCCUUGGAGAACUUGGACAUGCGCCAGUUUUCGUUGCACUGCCCCGGCGACCCCGUCUACAAUUUGUACGCCGUGUCCAACCACUACGGCUCGAUGGAGGGCGGGCACUACACGGCGUACUGCAAGAGCAGCGUGUACGGCAAAUGGUACAAAUACGACGACCACCUCGUGACGGAGAUAUCGCCGAGCGAAGUCAAGUCCAGUGCCGCCUACAUCCUGUUCUACACUUCGUGCGAACGAUAG